Molecule: messenger RNA, 1790 nt
Organism: Megalops cyprinoides (Indo-Pacific tarpon)
Lineage: Eukaryota; Metazoa; Chordata; Actinopteri; Elopiformes; Megalopidae
Gene: pgam5
Product: PGAM family member 5, serine/threonine protein phosphatase, mitochondrial
Exons: 6
Coding region: 540-1199 (219 amino acids)
Biological process (GO): positive regulation of mitochondrial fission
Cellular component (GO): mitochondrion
Source: RefSeq, a predicted model, not a curated record
UACUUUCAAGCUCUUCGUUCAUGAAGACGUUGCUUGAAAGAACUUUAUUUCUAGCUUUGGUUAGGGCAAGUGUGUGUCUUGCUUGAAGCGCGAUUCACAGUUUGUGUGUUCUUAAUGUUUGUAGAAGCACCGAAACCCAUCUGAAAACGGAGUCACUAUCUUUCUUCCAGCUUCUCCUUUCAGAUCGAAAUCGCGGCAGGUUAAUCUGCUAGUUUGCGACAGCCGGCUAUCUGAAGUUCGCAGUUUAGCUAGCAGGAAGCUAACGGUAGAUAGCUUACUGGCCAGUCAGGAUGUCUUUUAGAAGGGUUAUGAAGCUUGUUUGUGGGCUUGCAGGCGGAUCUGCGAUACUCGUUGUGUCAGCGGCUACAGCAGCUGAAACAAGUGGAUAUUUUGGGGACUCCGCGCUCAGGGAGCGAUUGAAAAAUUGGACCGGAUUUGCCGUCCUUCAGGCUGCACAGUCACCGACAUGGGUAUCUGGAAACCAAACAGUAUUACCAAGUGGGAAUGGUUGGGACAACAACUAGGAUAAGCGUGACUCAAUGUCAUUAAUAAAUGGGAAGAAGAAAGAAAAUGACGAUAACCAGAGUACGGAACUGGAGAAUAACAAACUCAAAGCCACGCGAAACAUCAUCUUGAUCAGACACUCCCAGUACAACUUAAAUGGGAACGGAGAUAAAGAGAAGGUUCUCACCCCGCUCGGUAGGGAGCAGGCAGAAUUGACAGGCCAGCGACUGGCUGCCCUUGGGUUGAAGUAUGACAUUAUGAUUCACUCCACCAUGGCACGGGCCACAGAGACUGCACAUAUCAUCAGCAAGUACCUCCCAGGGGUGGAGAUGGCAAGUUGUGACUUGCUGAGGGAAGGAGCUCCCAUUGAGCCUGUGCCUCCUGUCAGUCACUGGAAGCCGGACGCUGCGCAGUAUCAUGAAGACGGGGCGCGGAUUGAGGCGGCCUUCCGUCGUUACAUCCAUCGAGCCGAUGCCAAGCAAAAGGAAGACAGCUAUGAGAUCAUUGUCUGCCAUGCCAACGUCAUCCGCUAUUUUGUAUGCAGGGCCCUGCAGUUUCCCCCUGAGGGCUGGCUGCGAUUGGGCCUGAACAACGGCAGCAUCACCUGGCUCACUGUACGGCCCAAUGGCAGGGUGGCCUUGAGGACGCUGGGGGAUUCUGGGUUCAUGCCCCCGGACAAGCUCACACGUACCUGACACCAAGCAACACCCACCCCCGUCCGACUGGGCGCAACGGGAAGCUGCAGAGUCAGAGCGUCUUCUCAUUGUCAGUUCUCCUUAAGUGUCUUGGAAUUUUUACAUUUUUUUUAAUUAACGUGCAGCAGAAUGACUUUUUGUGCUACUGUACUCACUGCUGAUCUGUGGCUGGUCAACUUUAUUUACAGGAAGGUCCCAGCUGAUGGCACGUCCUUUGACUGUGAUUUUAUACAGAAGUGAAAUGGUGUAUUCCACUAAAGUAUUUUGUUCACAAUGAUGGCUGUAAAAGUUGUUUCACUCCACAAUGGUUGUAAUGACAGCUGUUUGGACAGAGGCCUACUUUGUGUGAAUGUAAUGGCUUGAAUAUACUUCAGGGUGAAAAGCGAUGACAGGGAGGGUUUUUAAACCAAAAGAACUAUUUUGCUUAACUUGAGAAUAUGUAGCUGUUUUAAAGGCUCUUUGUGCAAAACCCUUUUCUAUGUUGGUGUAACCCAAGUAAUGUGUCCGCCUGUAUUGACAAAUACAAAAUCGGUGUGCUGUAGGAACAUGCAGUUUUGUGUGCUCAAAUGGAGAUAUUCGCACAAUAAAGUG